GCAUGAUUAAAAGCAAAGCAAGUGUGUGUAGUGUGCAAAUCUAACUACAAAAAGAUUAAUUAAAAAAAUAUUUCAACUUAACAAACAAAAUUAAAGUUUUAAUUUUGUGGCAACUAUAUUUUGCUUUUCACGAACGACAUAAGAAAUCGGCGUUUUGGAAGAAGCGUGAAGUGCUGCAACAGAGAGUAUUCUAUCAAUGGAGUUCGAUCCGAUCCCAAUCGGUUCGUGCUCCAAAGAUCACCAAAACAUUUAUCAACAAUGGUUCAAUCACGCUGAUUCAGAUGGUGAUGGUCGCAUAACGGGAAAUGAUGCCACAAAGUUUUUCGCCAUGUCUAAUUUGUCUCGUCAACAUCUUAAACAGGUGUGGGCUAUUGCAGAUUCAAAGCGACAAGGUUAUCUAGGUUUCCAAGAGUUUAUCAUUGCUAUGCAGCUAGUUUCUUUGGCACAAUCUGGGCACCCAAUAACACAUGAUCUGCUGAAUAGUGAUGUUGAUUUGAAAAAUCUGAAACCUCCCAUAUUGGAAGGUUUGGAUGCAUUACUAGCUAAAAAAAAGCAUAAACAAAGCGAACUGGAUGUAAAUGGUAGUUCUCAAUUACAGCCAUCACCAUCAAGUAGUUGGUUUUCUUCGAAGUCCACAAAAAAGGUGCCACUUUCCUCCGUGACAUCAAUAAUUGAUGGCUUGAAGAGACUCUACAUUCAGAAGUUGAAGCCUUUAGAAGUUACUUACCGCUUUAAUGAUUUUGUCUCCCCAUUAUUGACAAAUAGUGAUUUUGAUGCCAAACCUAUGGUUAUGCUUUUGGGUCAAUACUCAACUGGUAAAACAACAUUUAUCAAACAUCUGCUUAAAUGUAGCUAUCCAGGUGCACAUAUUGGACCUGAGCCUACAACUGAUAGGUUUGUUGUUGUCAUGUCUGGACCUGACGAGAGAAGCAUUCCUGGAAAUACUGUUGCUGUCCAAGCAGACAUGCCGUUUAGUGGACUUACAACUUUUGGCACAGCUUUUUUGUCAAAAUUUGAGUGUUCACAAAUGCCUCAUCCUCUACUGGAGCACAUUACAUUUGUGGACAGUCCUGGAGUUUUAUCUGGAGAAAAACAACGAACACAACGAGCAUAUGAUUUUACGGGUGUAACAUCAUGGUUUGCUGCUAAGUGUGAUUUGAUACUCCUACUGUUUGAUCCUCACAAGCUUGAUAUUAGCGAUGAGUUCAAUCGCGUGAUAUCAUCCUUACGGGGACAUGAUGACAAAAUUCGAGUGGUUUUGAACAAGGCAGAUCAAGUUGAUACUCAGCAACUGAUGAGGGUUUAUGGAGCCUUAAUGUGGUCACUCGGGAAGGUACUGAACACACCUGAAGUCACUCGUGUGUAUAUUGGCUCCUUUAACGACAAGCCUGUAAAUGAUGCUGUCAGUGGUCCAAUUGGAAAGGAACUGUUUGAAAAAGAACAGGAAGACCUUCUUUCAGAUCUUAAAGAUAUACCAAAGGCGGCUUGUGAUCGAAGAAUCAAUGAAUUUGUAAAACGAGCCCGGGCAGCCAAGAUACAUGCUUACAUUAUCAGUCAUCUUAAAAAGGAGAUGCCUGCAAUGAUGGGAAAAGCUAAAGCUCAGCAAAAACUAAUUGAUAAUUUGGCAGGUGAAUUUGGAAAGGUACAAAGGGAGUUCCAUUUACCUCCUGGUGACUUUCCAAAUGUUGAGCAUUUCAGAGAGAGCUUGAGUGGUUACAACAUUGACAAGUUUGAGAAAUUGAAGCCGAAAAUGUUACAAGUAGUUGAUGACAUGCUUGCCUAUGACAUUCCUAACCUCUUAAAGAAUUUUAAGAAUCCCUAUGAUUAAAUUUAUUAGCACUUGAUCCAGUGAUGAGAUGAUUUAGUUGGAGUGACAUUUGUAGCAUGCUAAUAUCAAAGGAAUGACUAAAAUAGCUACUGAUAAUAAUGAUCCACAUAAAAGAGCUGCAUAGCCCAAUAUCAUCAUACUUACGUGCAUCAUUAGCCAAUGGGAUUGUAGAGCGGGUACUAAUAUUACAGAUUGAUGCAUUUUGGUUAAAAUAUCCUGUCAAAUAAAUAUAUGAUGGGUUAUUGAUGUAAUUAGUGUAAGUUCGUAUUGGAUCUUUAUGUAUUACACCCCGAACUCAUUCUUCUGUAAUAGAGUUGUAAUAGAGUUUUAAUGUUCAAACUUCAAAUAUGAACUUGGAAACACAAUUAUUGCUGGGUUAAACAUGUUCUAAUAAUAUAAGUGAAAACACAAUGAA
This is a messenger RNA of Medicago truncatula (barrel medic), 2243 nucleotides long. Its product is annotated as EH domain-containing protein 1. The record is from RefSeq and is a predicted model, not a curated record. The transcript is spliced from 16 exons. Gene Ontology annotation, cellular component: cytoplasm; plasma membrane. Lineage: Eukaryota; Viridiplantae; Streptophyta; Magnoliopsida; Fabales; Fabaceae. Bases 197 to 1828 code for a protein of 543 amino acids. Gene Ontology annotation, molecular function: calcium ion binding; GTP binding; protein binding. Gene Ontology annotation, biological process: endosomal transport; endocytosis.